Molecule: messenger RNA, 627 nt
Organism: Gracilinanus agilis (Agile Gracile Mouse Opossum)
Lineage: Eukaryota; Metazoa; Chordata; Mammalia; Didelphimorphia; Didelphidae
Product: butyrophilin-like protein 9
Exons: 2
Biological process (GO): T cell receptor signaling pathway; regulation of cytokine production
Cellular component (GO): external side of plasma membrane
Molecular function (GO): signaling receptor binding
Source: RefSeq, a predicted model, not a curated record
GGGAGUUCACGGUGAAAGGACCACAACAACCAAUUGUUGCCUUGGUGGGCAGAGAAGUCACACUCCCUUGUUAUCUCCACCCCCAGUGGGAUGCUACACAUAUGGAAGUGGUAUGGUUUCAUGGCCAUAAAUCAAGUCUGGUACAUCACUACAAAUAUGCACAAGAUUAUUUGAAAUACCAGCAUCAGGACUAUCAAGGGAGGACAGAAUUUCUUCGACAGAACAUUUCCCGUGGCAGUGUGGCCUUGAGGCUCCAUCAAGUCCGUUCCUCCGAUGAGGGGAAGUACCGGUGUUUCUUUGAAAGUCCAUCACAUUAUCAUGAAGCAGAUUUCCAAGUGAUUGUGACAGCCACAGGCUCUGUCCCUCACAUAUACAUUGAUGGCGUUGAAAAUGAAUGGUUCCGGCUAGUGUGUACAUCGUCCGGAUGGUACCCAGAACCUGAAGUGCAAUGGAAGAAUCAGCAGGAGGAGCCAUUGUCAGGAGGCAGCGUAAUCACAAAGAAAGUGAAUGGGCUUUUCUCUGUUGAAACCUCAAUUACAGUGUCUGCCAAUUCCAAAAAGAACGUUUCUUGUGUCAUUGGAAGCCCUCAUCUAAGCCAAAAGAUGGAAGCGAGUAUUUCUUGGGCAG